Molecule: messenger RNA, 3069 nt
Organism: Enhydra lutris kenyoni (northern sea otter)
Lineage: Eukaryota; Metazoa; Chordata; Mammalia; Carnivora; Mustelidae
Product: TSPY like 5
Exons: 2
Coding region: 1-1248 (415 amino acids)
Biological process (GO): nucleosome assembly
Cellular component (GO): chromatin; nucleus
Molecular function (GO): histone binding; chromatin binding
Source: RefSeq, a predicted model, not a curated record
AUGAGCGGCCGAAGUCGGGGUAGAAAGUCUUCCCGCGCCAAAAGCCGGGGCAAAGGCCGCGGCAAGGCCCGAGUCCGCGCUGCUCCUGCCGACGCCUCCCGCGACCCGGACCCGCCACAGUGCCAGAGGCUCGGGGAGGAAACCCAGGCGGCACAGGUGCAGGCUGGCGCGGGUUGGGGUGGCCUGGAAACCGCUGCGCCCGCGCCGUGCCGUCGGCCCGGGGAGGACGCUGCCUGCCGGCUCCCCCUGGACUGUGGCCUCGCGCUCCGGGCCCGAGCUGCGGGGGAUCGCGGGCAGGCCGCGACUAGGUCCGGCCCAGAGAAGGCCACAUCCCUCUCGGAGCGCCUAGCAACAGACACUGUCUUCGUGGGAACCGUGGGAACCGUGGGAAGGCCUAAAAAUGGCCCCCGCGUUGGAAAUCGGCGUGGCCCUGCUGGGAAGAAGGCCCCAGAAACCUGUAGCACGGCGGGGAGGGGGCCUCAGGCCAUAGCCGGUGGGAAGCUGAAGAAGGGGGCCACAGGCGAGAAUGUCUCCGUCCCUGUGGUAGAGGAAAAGAAGGUGGAGAAGGAUGCAGGGUCAGGGCCCCUGGCGACAGAUGGCAGCAUGGAUACGCUGGAGACCGUCCAGCUGAAGCUGGAGACCAUGAACGCCCAGGCAGACAGGGCCUACCUUCGGCUCUCGCGGAAGUUUGGGCAGUUGCGACUGCAUCACUUAGAGCGCAGGAACCUCCUCAUCCAGAAUAUCCCGGGCUUCUGGGGGCAAGCUUUUCAGAACCACCCCCAGCUAUCAUCCUUUCUGAACAACCAAGACAAAGAGGUUCUCAGCUACCUGAACAGCUUGGAAGUGGAAGAGCUUGGCCUUGCCAGACUGGGCUACAAAAUCAAGUUCUACUUUGGGCGCAACCCCUAUUUCCAAAAUAAGGUGCUCAUCAAGGAAUAUGGGUGUGGGCCUUCGGGUCAGGUGGUGUCUCGUUCUACUCCAAUCCAGUGGCUCCCAGGGCAUGAUCUCCAGUCCUUAAGCCAGGGGAACCCCGACAACAGCCGUAGCUUCUUUGGGUGGUUUUCAAACCACAGCUCCAUUGAGUCUGACAAGAUUGUGGAGAUAAUCAACGAAGAACUGUGGCCCAAUCCCCUGCAGUACUACCUUAUGAGUGAAGGGGCCCGUGUGGAGAAAGGAAAGGAAGGCAGGCAAGGUCCAGCAAGGCAGCCAGUGGAGACCCCAGAGCCUGGGGCAAACAAGUCCAACUGAUCCCGCACUGGCCUCCCUACUACCUCCCAUUGGACCUGUGCCUAGCUAACCACACGUGUUUGGCUGUCUGCCUUCUCUUCAUAUUGGCCUCUGCACUGUAUUCCCUUUGGACUUCAGUUACAAGAAUAUGGUAUCUAUGAUCAUGUUCUUUAGCCUCCUCGUGGCCUUCUUGCUUUUCACAUUAGUGUUACAUGUUAAAUGAUCUCAACCCUACUGUUUAUAUGUUCAGCGCACAUGCUUCAAGUGUGUGCUGCCUUUGUCUAUAUUGCCUGGACCAUGAUCUUGGCUCUGGCCCUUCCUAGCUGUCUUUAACAUGGACACAUGAGUCAUCCUCCAAGAGGACCAGUGCAUCCUCAAGCUCUGCUACUUCAAGGCCAGUGACUUGCUGAGCUUUGUGUUCAUGCUGGCCCUGCGUGCCAUCUAGGGCAAGUUUUUCUGUUGCCAUUGCAGAAUGAAGCUAGCGCACAUGGUAUUGGCCAUCAGCCAAAACUAAUUGUUCCAAAGCCCUGGGGCCACCAGCCUAGUUGCCAUCACCUGCUGGAUCUCUGACUUUGGCCAGGCGCCUCUGCGGCCCUGCUGGAUAUGCAGAAUAGCACUUGACUGUUAGGCAUGGAUGAGGUUAAGGGUGAGAAGCACUUUGCCACGUGUUCUAUACCAUCAUGUGUCUCUUCCUGCCUCUGGGCCCUUCUACUGUUGAACAUUCAUCAAGGUCUAUACCGUGCCCCGUCCUGUCAGGCCACUGAGACUUUUCUACAUUGCUAUUGGCCCCAGUUGACCUCCGGGUCAGCGAGGACCUCAAGAACUGCCUGUGGGCCCUGGCCCCCUGCCAGUGCAUGAGACACACACCUUCCAGGAACCCUGCUGCCUACCAGACCGAUGGGCGGGUAUGUGGACGUGUGCUCACUGUCAUCAUUCCGUGGCUCCAGGUGUGGCCUUGCGUAUGUGGAAGAUUGAUGCUAUAUGCUGCUUAUUUUGCCAUAAGUAAAAUCUUACCACUUCCCCCAUUUUUGCCUAAUGGGACAAUGUAGCUGUAUAGGUCUGCUUUUUUCUUUCUUUCUUUCUUUCUUUCUUUUUUUUUUUUUUUAAACUUUUUGCUCUUUAUUAUGGACAUUUCAGACAAGCACAGAAAUGGAGAAGAUGGUACCUGGACCCUGUGUACCCAUCACCUAUCUACAUCAAUUAUGAUCAACCUGGUAUCUUCCUCUCCCCACCUGUAUUGUUGAUGGAAAAUCCGACACUGUGCCAAUUCAACCUUGACUACUUUGGGAGAUCAGGACUCUCUUUUGGUGGUGAUAGUGGUGGGCGGCACUAUCAUGAUCACAUCAGGUCUGCUUUUUGCUUUUUGCUCUGAAUGUUAACUAAUGAAGUUCCAGAAAUGGGCCUUAGAAGUGAAAGUCUUCAGGAUAAAUAGGGAGUCUCAAAAAGAGAUGAAAAGAUGCUCCUGUUCCCCUGUGUUCACGAAAGGAGAGAGAGAGAGACUGUUUUGUUGUAAAUCUUUCAAAGACUGAUAGAAUAAGGUGCUUACCUGAGACCCUUCACCAGAAUAUCAGUCUUUUUUGCCUGAGAAAGAUGGAGGCGUGUGUGACUGUUAGAAAUAUCAUCAGCUUGUCCUGGUUUCAUAAUAUAACUGGUCUUGGAAGUAUAAUUUGGAAAUUGUUUCUGUGUUCUGUGAAAAUAACCUCCCAAAAGCAACCAGUUACUGGUUGUCUUGGUAAUUUGACACCCUGGUAAUAAUGCAAUUAUUCCUUUGUUCCCAAACAGUAUAAAUAGUUGUAAGCUUGCAUGCAUUAUGGAAAAAUAAAAGCCUGUAUCUCUGUUAUA